Messenger RNA from Arachis ipaensis, 1358 nucleotides. Lineage: Eukaryota; Viridiplantae; Streptophyta; Magnoliopsida; Fabales; Fabaceae. The record is from RefSeq and is a predicted model, not a curated record.
CUAACUUGUUCUAGCUUCCGGAAAUUUAGAUGUUACUAAUACUAAUACUAUUUUAAACAAGUUGAUCUUAGCUUGAUCCUAGAACACCGGAGUGGUGUCUCCUUGAUUUGGCGAUUUUUUUUUUUUGUUGCUAAAUAAAAUAAAAUAAAAUAAAAUAUCUGCUUACCCAAUUGAAUGUUCUGUCAUGGUUUUCAAGUCUCCAGUCUGAGCCCACUGGAUUUGAUGAAAAUAGAAAAUAUGAAUCAAAUUUGACCUAUAGGCCCACAAACAGUACAAAUUAAAAGAGCACCAAAUUUAUCUUAUUUGAAAAAAAAAAGGGAGAAAAAUCUUAUCAACUUUAUUUAUAAUAUUCACCAAUCAAAUCUAAGGUUUUGAAUAACUAUUCAACUAGUAUGUGUAAAAAAAUUGACUAUAGUACCAAAUGUGACAUCUAUUUAGAUGACAUUGUAAUUUUUUUUUUCAAUGAUGAAUUUAGGGUUUAAUCAUAGAGAGGAUACAAGAUUCACUAUCCAACAAUGGUGAUGAGAACAAGAGGAUCAUAUAUCUUGGUGAUGGAAGUGGUGAUUAUUGCCCAAGCUUGAGGCUUAGAGAGAGAGAUUUCAUGAUGCCAAGGAAGAACUUUCCAGUGUGGGAUUUGAUCUGCAAAGACCCUUUGCUUCUUAAGGCUGAAAUCCAUCCAUGGAGUGAUGGGCAAGAACUUGAGCAAGUUUUGUUGCAAUUAAUCAACAAGAUCAACUCUUUGGAUGAUGAAAGCUCUCAACAAUUCAUCUCGUCAGAUUGCAAAAUGCAGACUCUAUCUGUCACUGCUCAUGAGGCUUUGCCUAAAGUUCUUCCAAAGCCAACAUCUCAAUCUGGUGCAGUUGCCUCACCACCUCAAGCACGUGCUCAGAUUCGCAACAAUGGUAGAAAACUCCCUCUCCGAGUCUUGGCUGUGCUGUCUCCACGUCCUCCGCAUGUGCCACGGCAACCAUAUCUUCACCUGCUGCCUCUCAGUUCUCAACAUUGCUUAAGCACUCUAAAUUCAUAUGUCAAAUUUUAACUUGGAAUCUUUCCUAGUGACAGCUUUUUCGUAUUGGUAAUUUUCUUCCCAAGAUUGAAACCAAUUGAAAUAAAAAGAGCUGGUGACUGAAGAAAUUAGGAUUCUCCAUUAUUAUUAGUGAAGCUGAUUUUUUAUUUUUUUUUGAAUUGAAAGAGACAAUGAUGAUGUUACAUGCUUCUAUUAGAUUAGGGCGUGGCAGGUACAUGUAGAUUUGGAUGGUGUUGUCGUUCUUAGGUGCUAGCCAAAUAGAUGUUGGACAAAAAAAAUAAAUAUGUUUAGUUAGUGAUUAAUAAAAGAGAAAUCUAUCAACUCUUCCAAA